This is a messenger RNA of Symbiodinium sp. CCMP2592, 219 nucleotides long. NCBI's taxonomy places the organism in Eukaryota, Dinophyceae, Suessiales, Symbiodiniaceae. The record is from the annotation of a GenBank genome assembly.
AUGGAGUCGACGCAGCUCGGUGACAAGGAAUUCCACCAGAAACUGGAGGAGGUCGGUGCAGUUCAAAACAGCGACGACGAAGUGAAGCAAUUCGGCGUCGUGCCCACUGAGUCUGCAGACGCCGCGAUGCAAGGAUCUGGCUGGCCAAGCCCAGUGGCAAAAGGACUUCAGGAGACGCCAGGCUGUCCUCAACCCUCGCACCGCAAGCUUUCAGCCUAA